GCAGGAGCCUGGCGGCCACCGUGAGGAUCGCCGCGGGCAGCGCCUGGGCGGCUCGCGAGGGACCGAUGCGCACAAGGAGCGCGGCGGGCGGGGCGAGACGGCCGAGGUGGAGCAGGGCGGCCCGAGCGCUGACGCGUGCGCAGGCGGGCGCGCGCCGGACCGUCAGAUCGACGCUUUCCUGGCGGAGAUCAAGCUCAAGCAGAGGACGGCGGACCCAGACACGGUCAGGCAUGUGCACGUGAGGCUGCCUGGCCGCCCCCUGCGGACUGUCAUCGACAUGCUCGCCAAGGGCGUCGCCAGGCACGGCGAGGACUUCGAGGACGCUGCCCGCGCCGACGUUGCCCUGCGGCGGCGCGAAAUCCUCGAGGAGCUGGGCUGCGGUGGCGAGCGCGGCGCCGCGGUGGACUUUGGCUUCCUGACCGUGCGCCCGGAUCGUUGCGGAAGCCUGCCGGAGGCGCAGUACUACCGCUGGAGGGUCUUCGCCUACCUGCAGGGGGACUCCACCCGCAGGUGGCGCACCGAGCCCUUCCAGAUGUGCCGUGGCGGGGCCACGUGGCACCCGCCGGCGGAGGAGCAGGGCGGGGCGAGCGGGUCCCGCUCGCGCUCCCCGUCGAGGGGCAGGGGGCGGCAGCCCCGGGCCAGGGCGGCCGGGGCGCGGCAGCUGGAGCGCCGGGAGCGCCGGGAGCUGGAGGCGCUCUGGAAGGGCCUGACGCCCCACGUCGGCCCGCUGUGCAGAGCCACGUGCUGGUGCCUCGACCACGCCGACGCCGCCGUGGAGGUCGCGGGCGCGCUGGUGGAGGGCCUCUGCGAGGCGCGCCUGGCGCUGCCAGACCGCAUCGCCCGCCUGCUCCUCAUCUCCGACGUGGCGCACAACGCAGGGAGCGCCAUGGCCCCCGCGGCGUGGUGCUUCCGGCGCGAGUUCGAGGGCGCACUGCCCCGGGCCUUUGCGCGGCUGCGGGGCCCGUACAGCGCCGAGCCCAGCAGCUCGGCGGCCGACAGGGCCAGCGACCAGGUGCUGCGGGUGCUGCGCUCCUGGCAGGACCGCGCCGUGUUCCCGGCGCAGUUCGUGAGGGGCCUGGAGGCGGCCUUCUUCCGCGACGUGCUGUCGGCGGCGGGUUUCCUGGAGCCGGGCGGCGCCCAGCGCCUGCCGGAGGCGGUCGCCGCGAAGCUGGCCGAGUGGCGGGCCCAGCACUUCAGCCAGCUCGAGAAGGUCGGCAAGUCUCGCGGCGUCGACUGGCAGACGUCGCACCUGGAGCGCCCGGCCGGCGGCCGCGCGCUGGAGGAGGUGCGCAAGGAGUGGCUCCUGGACCGCCUGCUGACCUACGAGGUGUACGCCUGGGAGACGCGCGCCGCAGAGCCGCCCGCGGACGCUGGGCCGGCGGAGCACCCGCUGGCGCUGCCCUCCGACGGCGCCGUGCGGAGGAGGGCGGCCUGCCGCCAGGGGCGGCCCGCGGCGGCGGCCGUCGCCCUCCCAGAGAGCAUCGACGGCUCGUCGUUAUCCAGUGACGACGAGACGUACGUCGCCGAGCACGAGGCCGCGGUCGCGGCGGGCGUGCAGGCCGCCGGCCCGCCAGAUGCUCCCAAAGAUGGCGCUGGCUUGGGCAGUACCCUGGCGCGCGCGGAGGACACCGCGCCGUCGCAGGCGCACCUGGGCGACACGCGCGGCCAGGGCCGGACAGCCCGCAGCAGCGGCGCUCCCGAC
Molecule: messenger RNA, 1702 nt
Organism: Prorocentrum cordatum
Lineage: Eukaryota; Dinophyceae; Prorocentrales; Prorocentraceae
Source: the annotation of a GenBank genome assembly